This is a messenger RNA of Monomorium pharaonis (pharaoh ant), 1123 nucleotides long. Its product is annotated as GTPase Era, mitochondrial. The record is from RefSeq and is a predicted model, not a curated record. Gene Ontology annotation, cellular component: mitochondrial matrix. NCBI's taxonomy places the organism in Eukaryota, Metazoa, Arthropoda, Insecta, Hymenoptera, Formicidae. Gene Ontology annotation, biological process: ribosomal small subunit assembly. Bases 27 to 1055 code for a protein of 342 amino acids. The transcript is spliced from 3 exons. Gene Ontology annotation, molecular function: rRNA binding; GTP binding; ribosomal small subunit binding.
UCAUCUUUUAACAACAAAUAAGUCAAAUGUUAUUUACGACCGAGAGAUGCGUGAUUCGCGCAACUGCGCGAUACUUGCGGCGAUAUUUCGCAAACAGUGUUGAUAUUUUAGCGAGCAACUCGCAAGAACUUUCUUCACAAUCUAACGAGAAAAAUCUUACAUUGCCACGUCGUGAAGCCCAAAGGUCUCUAAAGAUUGCCUUUUUAGGUGCACCAAAUGUCGGGAAAAGUACACUCAUUAAUCAACUUAUUAAACGUUCGGUAUGUCCUGUAUCCUGCAAGGUACAUACUACACAAACCAAAGCACGUGGAAUUUAUUGUGAAGGUGAUACCCAGCUGAUAUUUAUGGAUACACCUGGCAUGGUUUCCAAAAAGGAAUGUCAAAAGUUUAAAUUAGCGAAUAGUUUCAAGGCAGAUCCAAAGAUCUCCCUGUGCAGUGCAGACAUUGUAGGAAUCGUACAAGAUGGGGAAAAUAUAUAUACUAGACACAAAAUUGAUUUAAACAUAUUGGAACUCUUGACUGAAGAUAUAAAAAACAGAAUUCCUAUAAUUCUCAUCAUUAAUAAAGUGGACAGGUUGAAGAAGAAGGAAAUAUUACUGGAUUUUGUAAAUACUUUGACCACAAGCAAGAAGUCUCCAGAUUUCUAUGAUGUAUUUAUGAUAUCUGCUUUGACUGGAGAUGGAGUUAAUGAUUUGAGGACUUAUUUGUUGGAUACAGCUAAACCACGAGCUUGGGAGUAUGAAGGUCAUAUUUACACCGAUAAUACGUGCGAGGAUAUAAUACGAUUGACGGUGCGAGCAAAGCUGAUGGAUAUUUUACCAAAUGAGAUUCCCUAUCGUUUACAGGUGAAGUUGGAACAUUUUGAUCCAGCACCCGACGACAGUGUCAAGGCAUUGAUAUCCGUCACAUGUCCCAACAAACGUAUCGCUCAUCUUUUAACACGUGGCAGUAACAAUAGAAUAGGCCAAGUUGCCGUUAUGGCAGAGGAAGAACUGCGACAUGCUUUUCGUACGUCAGUGAGAUUGAAGCUAAGCAUACAGCCAUCUUCGAAGUAAUUCAGCUUAUAUUUGUUACUUAUAAAAUAAAAAUUAAUGUUUCAAUACAAACCAAACUCAAAAGUUAA